This is a messenger RNA of Parasteatoda tepidariorum (common house spider), 1113 nucleotides long. RefSeq names its product actin-6. Lineage: Eukaryota; Metazoa; Arthropoda; Arachnida; Araneae; Theridiidae. The record is from RefSeq and is a predicted model, not a curated record.
AUGAGUGUUGUUGUGAUUGAUAAUGGUACCGGAUUUUGCAAAGCUGGAUUUGCAGGAGAAUCGACUCCCUCAGUUGAGUUUCCAUCAGUAGUAGGAAGACCAAAAUACAUACCAGUGGUGGUAGGACUGAAAUAUCGAAACAUGUAUAUUGGAGGAUCGGCACAGGCAAGAAGAGGUAUGCUGCAUUUAUCCUAUCCUAUACGUCAGGGGAUUGUGCACAGUUGGAGGGAUUUGGAGACGAUAUGGGAUCACACUUUUAACCAUCUUUUAGAAACAGAUCCUCAAGAACAAGCUGUCAUUGUAUCAGAAGCACCGAAGAAUCCACUUCGAAAUCGAGAGAAAAUGCUUGAGAUACUGUUUGAAAAAUUUAAAUGUCGUGGAGUUUUCGUAGCGAUUCAAGCAGUUUUAGCCCUAUAUACGAGCGGGCAAACUACAGGUGUGGUCCUUGAUUCAGGAGAUGGCAUUAGCCACGCUGUACCAAUCUAUGAAGGUUACGCAAUCCAUCAUGCUGUUUCUCGAAUGGAAUAUGCUGGUAGAACACUGACCGAUUAUUUGGCCCAACUAUUAACAGAAAGAGGAUACUAUUUUACAACAUCAGCCGAAUCAGAAAUAGUAAGAGAUAUAAAAGAAUCUUUAUGCUUUGCAAGUGAAGACUUUAUAGAAGAUAAAAAAUCUUGUGCCAAAGAUGUGUCUGCUUUUGAAAAGAGAUACACACUGCCAGAUGGUCAAGUGCUGAGAAUCGGAUCUGAAAGAUUUCGUUGUCCUGAAGUUCUAUUUACGCCCUCGCUUCUCAAUCUUGAGGAUCCUGGUUUCCAUGAUUCAUUGUACAAUUCCGUGAUGAAAUGUGAUGUAGACAUUAGAAGGGAUAUUUUAAAGAAUGUCGUAUUGUCUGGAGGCAACACAAUGUUUCCCGGUUUGCCAAAUCGCCUCCGCCGAGAAAUGCAAGAAUUGUGUUCCAGCAAAGUGAAAGUGUGGGCUCCCGCCGAUCGAAGGUAUGCCGUGUGGCUCGGAGGCUCAAUCCUAGGAUCGCUCUCAACUUUCAAAGAUAUAUGCAUUACAAGAGCAGAAUAUAAUGACUAUGGCCCUAGAAUAGUUCACAGGAAAUGCUUUUAG